Molecule: messenger RNA, 189 nt
Organism: Saxophila tyrrhenica
Lineage: Eukaryota; Fungi; Ascomycota; Dothideomycetes; Mycosphaerellales; Extremaceae
Exons: 1
Coding region: 1-189 (62 amino acids)
Source: RefSeq, a predicted model, not a curated record
AUGGCGUCGCGGAUUGACUCAUCGAAAAAUGCUGAUUCCGCUGUCUUCUUCGAUGCAGCUGCUGUGGAACAAAUGGACGGCUUCCAGGACCUCUGGCCAGAUGACCAGAUCGACUGGGCGUGGCUCAGCACGCUGCCGUUUGAGCUGGACUCUGAGCUGUUCGAUGGGCUUUUUGAAGCGCUUCCAUAG